AUGAGGGUCACCCCUGUGGUUCCCAUCAGGGACCGGAGCGUCCUAUACAAGUGUGCAGAGGAGUGUGCUUGUCAGACUGUACAAAAGGGUCAGGAAGAGAGAUGUGGCAUUGUAGUGCCUGGAGGGUGUGCACAGAGUAGCCACGAAUGCUUAGUUCUCUUUCUUUGUCGUUUGGUUCUGGCAGGGGAGAAGCCAGGCACGGAGCAGGAUGAAGUUAAGCUGCAGAACGCCAGCAAGCAGAUAGUGCAGACUGCUAUCCUCCGAGCAGUGCAGCAGGUUUCCCAGGAGAGCCAGCAACAGGAGAAGCGAACAAACAGCAGUGCGAGCCUCCAGCUAGAACGAGGAAAAUUAACCAAGAAGCAUGAAAAGAAGUAA
Molecule: messenger RNA, 375 nt
Organism: Opisthocomus hoazin
Lineage: Eukaryota; Metazoa; Chordata; Aves; Opisthocomiformes; Opisthocomidae
Source: RefSeq, a predicted model, not a curated record